CGGUGGUCACGUGAGCCUGAACCGUAUAUUUUCUUAGGUAGCCUGCUAAAAUGCCCGAACUAACAGUACUUCUUUUUCCAAGAUGGCGUCGAUGAGGGAUAGCGACACCGGCCUGUGGCUUCACAACAAACUGGGCUCAACAGACGAACUCUGGGCGCCUCCCAGCAUUGCUUCGCUGCUCACAGUGUCGGUUAUUGACAAUAUACGCUUGUGUUUUUCGAGUUUGUCGCCGCCAGUAAAGCUGAAACUGCUGCUCGGGAUGCUGCAUCUGCCACGGCGGACUGUUGAUGAGAUGAAGGAGGCUUUAACCGAGAUCAUUCAGCUGGCCACGGUGGAUUCCGAGCCCUGGGUCCUAAUGGUGGCUGACAUCUUGAAGACCUUUCCGGAAACGGGUUCACUCAACCUGGACCUGGAGGAGCAGAACCCCAAUGUGCAGGACAUACUGGGGGAGCUCCGUGAAAAAGUGAAUGAGUGUGACGCGUCGGCCAUGCUGCCCCUGGAAUGCCAGUACCUGAACAAGAGUGCUCUGACCACGCUGGUGGGACCCCUCAACCCCCCCAUCAAGCACUUCCAACUCAAGAGGAAGCCCAAGAGUGCCACCCUCAGGGCAGAGCUGCUACAGAAAUCCACAGAGACCGCUCAGCAGCUGAAGAAGACUGCAGGAGUGCCCUUCCACGCCAAAGGCAGAGGCCUCGUAAAGAAAAUAGACACCACCACUCCCCUAAAGGGGAUCCCUAAGGCUCCGUUCCGUAGCCCCACCGCGCCCAGCAUGUUCAGCCCACCCAGCACACGUGCCCCCAUCGCCCCCGCACGCACCCCUCUGCGCAAGGAGCGGGGCGUCAAGUUAUUAGACAUUUCAGAACUCGAUAUGGUUGGAGCAGGAAGAGAAGCCAAGAGAAGAAGAAAGACACUGGACACAGAGGCUGGAGAAAAGGCUGCCAAAGAGGAGGCCGUGGUUGAGAACGCCACGCCUGACUAUGCUGCUGGACUGGUGUCCACACAGAAACUGGGGGCUCUGAACGAAAGCGCUCUGCCCUCCACCAGCUACCUACCAGCCACACCCAGCAUGGUCCCCUCAUCCUCCUACAUUCCCAGCUCGGAGUCGCAGCCUGCGGGUGCAGGUGGUGUUGCACGUGAGGCCGGUCGACAACCUGAGGAAACGGCGCCCCCUGGUGGUGCCCAGCUGGCUGGCCAGUUCAAGCAACGGCCGCCCAUGUACAACGCCAGCACCGCCAGCCCCACGACCCCCACCUCGCCCAGCCAGCCAAUCAGCACGCCAGUCAACAACGCUCCACCCCCUGCCGCUACGCCCACACAGCCUGAGGCACCAACGCCCACGCAGCCGACAGCGGCCCAGCCCACGCCGAGCCCCGCCCCCACCCCGGCCCCACAGCAGCCUCAGCCCAAAAAGAACCUCUCCCUCACGAGAGAACAGAUGUAUGCUGCACAGGAGAUGUUCAAGACGGCCAACAAGGUCACAAGGCCAGAGAAAGCCCUCAUCCUGGGCUUCAUGGCUGGAUCACGAGAGAACCCGUGCCCGGAGCAGGGUGACAUCAUCCAGAUCAAACUGAGCGAACACACGGAGGUCCUACCCAAAGCGGAUGGCACGGGCAGCACAACCAUGCUGGUGGACACGGUGUUCGAGAUGAACUACUCCACCGGCCAGUGGACCCGUCUCAAGAAGUACAAGCCCAUCACCAACGUCUCCUGAGCCGAGCUGACCCGUGGACCCACAAACUCGAACAGACAUGUUUGUUACUCACACACGAAGACGCACACACGCAAGCAGACACAUUUAAGCAAACAAGUACAUACAUGAACAGAUACUCACACAUCCUUACAGAUUCCAAGAGACACACUCACAUGUACUCACAUGCACAAGUACACACAUUCUCAACUGUAGGCACUCACAACACACACCAUAUGCACAUGCACAUACACAUACAUUCACACUCAUGGGCCAAAAACUGAGAGUUUGGAAAGUGGGGUUGAAGUGGACACUGGGAAGGAACCUUCCAGAACCUUCUACGUAGACCUCUUCAUCCUCUGUUUGCUUGUUAGUUUUUUCUUCUGUUCAGUUUUUUAAAUCAACAUUUAACCCCUCUCCCUUCUGGACUGCUGAAUGUUUGUGAGGGGACGUGGUUCAAGAUGUGACAUGGACCAGUGCUUUUGGAGAACACAACCAAGCCUAAAAAAAUGUUAAAAAAAAAGACAAAAUGGAAAAAUACUGAAUGUAACAUUUCCCCCAUGCAAAAUGAGAGACAAAAAUGUCCGUAUCUGUAUCGCUGCCUGAUCUAUUUCUUUUUCUGGAGCCUUCGGAAGAAUGAUUGAUUUUCAACCUCGUCAAGAAGGGAAGAAAUAAAAGGUACAUUUGUCCAGA
This is a messenger RNA of Clupea harengus (Atlantic herring), 2380 nucleotides long. It is a transcript of the gene nelfa, whose product is annotated as negative elongation factor complex member A. NCBI's taxonomy places the organism in Eukaryota, Metazoa, Chordata, Actinopteri, Clupeiformes, Clupeidae. Gene Ontology annotation, biological process: negative regulation of transcription elongation by RNA polymerase II. The record is from RefSeq and is a predicted model, not a curated record. Gene Ontology annotation, cellular component: NELF complex.